This is a messenger RNA of Adineta steineri, 948 nucleotides long. The record is from the annotation of a GenBank genome assembly. Lineage: Eukaryota; Metazoa; Rotifera; Eurotatoria; Adinetida; Adinetidae.
AUGUCAUCAGAACAAGUCCGUCCAGUCAUUGAAUGUUUUUGUCAGAUUUUAUCAUCAUAUGGAUUUUCAACGAUUACAUCGGAAAUAUUUCGUUUGGCUAAAUUUGAUCAAAAUGAAGCAACUGUUCCAUUGUGGAGAUUACUAUAUGAAAUGAUUCAUAUUGAUUCAGAUAAAAUUAGUCAAAAUAAAUUUGAUCAAACACCAAAAGAUGAAAUCGUUGAUAUAAUCAAACGUGAUCUUUAUAAACGUGGAUAUACUUAUGAUUAUUUUUUAUCACUUGAUAAUAAUAUGCAAGAAGGUAGUCGACAUCUACUUGUUUGCGUUGGUUGGCUUAUCUAUCAUGUUAAAUUAAUUGAAAAAUGUAUGAAACAAUGUUUAAAUUCGAUUUCUAAUCCUACAGAGAUUGUUGAAAAUGAUAAAUGUGAUUUAAUCGAACAAAUAAAACAAGCUUUACAUUCCAAUUCAAAAAUCCGUUCAUGUUUACGAGCAAUUGAACAUAAAAAUCCUGAAGAUAAUCAUCCUAUGUCAUCAUUUGAAUCCCAACUUUGUCAAUAUCCUCAUCUUAUAACUCAAUAUUUAACUGAACUUGAUAAUGAACAUUAUAAAUUAAAUUUAUUUCUAUUCUGGAAUAAACAUGAAGAUAUCUUUUGGAAAUGGAUGGAAAGUGUACUUGAUCAACCGACGACAAUUGCUGAGAAUAAUGAAUUAUUACAUGAAAUUGAUUGUCAACAUUUAGAAGCGGAAAAACAAAAAUUCAAUGCAACUAUUGAUACUCUUGAUAGUGCAUUAGUUCGACUUGAACAAUUAUGGAUAUCGAAUGAUGAUCAUGCGUCGAUUGAAAAUGAUGUUUCAUCAAUUGUCGCGUCAAUUGAUAAACAAAUAUCAUCUCUUUUUAAUAAAUUAUUAGAUACGAAUUCUGUAUUUAUAAAACAAUCUGUUUCGGAAUAA